This is a messenger RNA of Acanthisitta chloris (rifleman), 1020 nucleotides long. Its product is annotated as CUGBP Elav-like family member 6. The record is from RefSeq and is a predicted model, not a curated record. Gene Ontology annotation, molecular function: mRNA binding. Gene Ontology annotation, biological process: regulation of alternative mRNA splicing, via spliceosome; mRNA splice site recognition. Gene Ontology annotation, cellular component: nucleus; ribonucleoprotein complex; cytoplasm. The coding region runs from base 1 to 1020 and encodes 339 amino acids. The transcript is spliced from 9 exons. Lineage: Eukaryota; Metazoa; Chordata; Aves; Passeriformes; Acanthisittidae.
AUGAACCGCCCCAUCCAGGUGAAGCCGGCUGACAGCGAGGGUCGAGGAGAAGACAGGAAGCUCUUUGUGGGCAUGCUGGGGAAGCAGCAGAGUGAGGACGAUGUCCGGCGCCUUUUCGAGCCCUUUGGCCAGAUUGAGGAGUGCACCAUCCUCCGGGGGCCUGACGGCGCCAGCAAAGGUGAACUUUGGGGCUCUGGCCAAACCAUGCCGGGCGCCUCGUCCAGCCUGGUGGUGAAGUUUGCAGACACAGACAAGGAGAGGACCCUGCGGCGGAUGCAUCAGAUGGCAGGGCAGCUGGGCAUCUUCAACCCCAUGACCAUCCAGUUUGGCGCCUACGGGGCCUACACGCAAGCGAUCAUGCAGCAGCAGGCAGCCCUGAUGGCAGCGGCACAGGGGGGCUCCAUCCCCAUGGCUGCCUUCGCUGCCGCCCAGAUGCAGCAGAUGGCUGCCUUCAACGUCAGCGGGCUGGUGGCUGCCCCCCUCACCCCCUCUUCAGCACUGACACCCCCUCCCACAGGUACGAGCACCCCGCCGGGUAUCAGCACAGCGCCGGUGCCCAGCAUCGCCACACCGAUCGGCGUGAACGGCUUCAGCCCCCUGCCGCCCCAGACCAAUGGGCAGCCCACUUCUGAGACCAUCUACACCAACGGCAUCCACCCCUACCCAGCAGCAUAUCCCACUGCCUACGCACCCAUCAGCCAAGCCUUUCCCCAGCAAGCGCCCAUCAUCCCGCAGCAGCAGCGAGAAGGUCCCGAGGGCUGUAACCUGUUUAUUUAUCACCUGCCCCAGGAGUUCGGGGAUGCAGAGCUCACGCAGAUGUUCUUGCCUUUCGGCAAUGUCAUCUCUGCCAAAGUCUUUGUGGACCGUGCCACCAACCAGAGUAAAUGCUUUGGUUUUGUCAGUUUUGACAAUCCGACGAGCGCUCAGGCGGCCAUUCAGGCCAUGAAUGGCUUCCAGAUCGGCAUGAAGAGGCUAAAAGUCCAGCUAAAGCGGCCGAAAGAUGCCAACAGACCCUACUGA